Messenger RNA from Leguminivora glycinivorella, 1641 nucleotides. RefSeq names its product translocator protein-like. Gene Ontology annotation, cellular component: mitochondrial outer membrane. Lineage: Eukaryota; Metazoa; Arthropoda; Insecta; Lepidoptera; Tortricidae. Bases 169 to 702 code for a protein of 177 amino acids. The transcript has 5 exons. The record is from RefSeq and is a predicted model, not a curated record.
UAACCUUUUGUCUUGUGCCCCUAUAAUUUCUAUAUCAAUCUAUAAAUUUACCACAUAGCCAUAUUCACAGGGAUUUCUACAACAUAGUUUUCUAUUUCUUGCGAAUUUUGCGGUAUUCACUACAGUUUUCACCGGCUUUUUAUACCGAGCAUCAACAGAGACCUCAUAAUGGCAAACUGGCCAGCAAUCGGUUCCGUAAUCCUGCCCAACGUGGGUGGCUGGGUGAACGGCCUGUACUUCGCCGGCCAAAUCAAACGGGACAGUAAAGAGAAGAGUUGGUACGAUGACCUGAAGAAAUCUCCUUGCAAUCCUCCGAAGUGGGUGUUUGGGCCAGCUUGGACUGUGCUUUAUAGCGGCAUGGGUUAUGCGUCGUAUUUGGUGUUGGAGGAAUGCGAUGGGUUUACACACCGUGCCGUCCUCCCUAUGACUUUGUACGGCAGCCAACUGCUUCUGAACUGGGCCUGGACACCCAUCUUCUUUGGCCUUAAGGACUUCAAACUGGCUUUGAUCGAAAUCGGCGUCCUCACAGGCGCGGCAACCCUCACCACCAUUUCUUUCGCUAGCGUGGACAAGAAAGCUGGCCUCCUCAUGGUCCCAUAUCUGCUGUGGCUAGGUUAUGCCACACACUUGUCUCAUUACAUCUGGAAGCACAACCCUCAGCCUGCCAAGGUCACAGAGAUCAAAGAUGAGAAGGCUAAGUAAAGAUAUCGACAAUUCUUCAGUUAGUACGCUUGCAGCCAUCGAACGUGUUCUAUUUUAGAUGCCUAUUUCUGCUAUAUGUCUUGUUGUUACCUCAAGCUAGUACUUAUUAUUUUUGUCAAUUUUAGCUGUAUUUGUGUCAAAAUCUUUCAAAUAGCGGUUUCUAGGAAACUGUAGCGUUUUUAAUGGACAUGACAGUUUAUUGGAUGUGGCGAUGGGUAUUAUGUAGUUUUAUUAAAACGAAUAGUUUUAUAAAAUAAGCAAUAUCAUACAACUGUACACAUAAACAAUCUAUUAUUUAUAAUUCUAAAAACUAGUAUUCUUAAUCAAACUAAGCGUUAAAAAUAAAAAGAUCACGUUAGAGUAAUAUUUUUAUGAUUACUCAAUGUAAGAAAACAUCUGGGACACAAAAAAAUACAUUUAAACCUAUUUUUCUUUACCAAAGGAGUCAAACACAAUUAGAAAUUAGUCUUAAGACUUAUUUUAUCACCUAGUUUAUAAGAUCCGAAGUGACCUUUUUACACAAAAAAGUAAUACGAGUAUUCAUGUGUAUUUAUUAUGUCUCCUUAAACAUUUAAAAAUGAACAUGUUAUCUAUGUUAUCAUUUAGUCAUUCCUAUUGCAUUUAAAAAGAAAAUAUGUCUUUAAAAUUCCAACAAAUAUCAAUUUAGAAAUAAGUUAAAACGAAAGUAGUACAGUUUGUCAUAAUAAUUAUAACUUCAUUAUAACUAUUAUAAGUACAAAGUGGAAAAUCAAAAAACUUGGCGCUAACUCUGCGUGCACAUAUUUUCAUCUAAACUACGAUAGUUUUUGACAAACUGUGAAUUUUCAUAAAUCUAAAGUAUGCUGAAAUCACGAACAAUGUUUUCUGAUAGUAUUUAUUUUUGAAUAUUUUAUUGUUUCUUGUUGCUCUUGUAAUAAAAGUACCUCAACUUUAAAUUUA